GGACGCGACAGAGGAAGGAGAAAAAAAACCCAACCAUCAGCGCGCUAGCGGAGUGGGGUCACGAACUAUGACCUUUAACAGAAGAAAACCAAAACAAAUAUUUUAUAAAAUAGCAGAGAGACCUAAAUCUGUGACCACCGUUUCUGCGAGUGCGUGUGACCUCCCUCUAAACAGACCUCACUAAUGACCUUACAUCAUCAUGACGACCAACCUGAAUCUGCUCUCUCAGCAGAAAGUGGAGUCUGAGCAGGCAGCAGAGGUGUCAGUCUCUCCCUCAGAUUCAGUAAUGAGUGGAUCUCCGCAGCGCUUUCAGGUCAUUUCCACUGAGCCUGCCACAACGCCACAGCGGAUACAGAUUGUAACUGACCAGCAGACAGGUCAGAAGAUCCAGAUAGUGACAGCAAUGAACCCGUCCAGUACUCCCAAGCAGCAGUUCAUUCUGACUACAGCUGACAGCUCAGGAGCGGGCAAGGUUAUCCUGGCCUCACCAGACAGCCACAACACCAAGCAGCUCAUCUUUACUGCUGCAGACAGCCUGAUGCCGGGAAGGAUACAGAUUGUCACAGAUCCAGUGUCAAUGGAACGGUUACUAGGGCAGUCUGGGGAUUUGAGCCGACCCCAGCCGGUGGAGUACUGCGUGGUGUGUGGAGACAAAGCGUCAGGACGCCACUAUGGAGCGGUCAGUUGUGAAGGAUGUAAAGGGUUCUUUAAGCGGAGUGUGAGAAAGAACCUGACCUACAGCUGCCGCAGUAAACAGGAUUGUGUCAUCAACAAACACCACCGUAAUCGCUGCCAGUUCUGCCGGUUGAGAAAAUGCCUUAAAAUGGGAAUGAAGACUGAGUCUGUACAGAGUGAGAGAAAGCCUAUAGACAUUGUGCCCAGAGAGAAACAUGCCAACUGUGCUGCCUCCACCCAGAAGAUCUACAUCCGCAAGGACUUAAACAGUCCACUCAUCGCCACACCUACCUUUAUUUCUGAUACAGAGACAGAUGGCUCCAGAUCCAGCCUGUUGGACCAGGGGAUGCUGGUUAAUAUUCAGCAGCCUGUUAUUCAGACAGAUGGAACUUUACUAUUGGCAACUGACUCAAAGAUGGAGUCUGGACAAGGAGACCUAGGGACAUUAGCCAAUGUCGUGACAUCGUUGGCCAACCUCAGUGAUUCAUUAAAAGACAACCUAAACAAUGGUGAUACCUCAGACAGCCAAAAUGAAGAACAAUCUGCCACCGAGAUAACACGUGCCUUUGACACUCUGGCCAAAGUCCUGAACCCAUCUGAAACGGAAGUGGCAGAGAAGUCGCAGUGUGUCAGUGGAACAACCAUCCAGCUGAUUGGUCGAGACCAGGAGACCCCUAUCAUUGAGGUGGAGGGGCCACUGCUCACAGACAGCCAUGUCAGCUUUAAGCUGACAAUGCCCAGCCCCAUGCCUGAGUAUCUGAAUGUACACUACAUCUGUGAGUCAGCAUCCAGACUCCUCUUCCUCUCCAUGCACUGGGCUCGCUCCAUCCCGGCCUUCUCAGCUCUUGGGCAAGAAGCGAACACCAGCUUGGUGAGAGCCUGCUGGAAUGAGCUGUUCACUCUGGGUCUCGCUCAGUGCGCUCAUGUGAUGAACCUGUCAACCAUCCUCUCUGCCAUCAUCAACCACCUUCAAAGCAGCAUCCAGGAUGACAAGCUUUCAGGGGACAGAGUGAAGCAGGUGAUGGAGCACAUAUGGAAGUUCCAGGAGUUCUGCAACAGUAUGACAAGGUUGGAGACGGACAGCUACGAAUAUGCCUACCUAAAGGCUAUAGUGUUGUUCAGCCCCGAUCACCCAGGUGUGGAUAGUAGUGGACAAAUUGAGAAGUUCCAGGAGAAAGCCCUGAUGGAGCUGCAGGACUAUGUGCAGAAGACGUAUCCAGAUGACACCUACAGGCUGACCCGCAUCCUGACGCGUCUCCCGGCUCUUCGCCUCAUGAACUCAAGCAUCACAGAGGAGCUCUUCUUCACCGGCCUCAUCGGCAACGUCUCUAUUGACAGCAUCAUUCCCUACAUCCUGAAAAUGGAGACAGCUGAGUACAACAGCCAAGACUCCGACCCGACAGAAUGACACCACAGCACUCCAGCAGCUUAAGCAAAGAUUGUGUGAGUCUCCACUUCAGGUACUUUUGUCUAUAAAGGGUUUAUUGUUGAAGCUCAGUUCAUUAUCCUGCAGUGCCCCGCUGUUCUCUAGCGAUGCAUGGUGCAAAGUCUGUUCAGGAAUCCAUAGUAGUUUAGGAUAAUCUGGCACUCAGACGCCAGGAUGACACUUGGAAUGUUUUCUGGAGGUGGUGCAGAGUGGAAGUCUGGAGUUUCUGACCUAAAUUCAGCGCCUCUGAGCUGAAUUAAAAAAAAACAAAAGCUAAAAGAUGCAGCUGCGCUCGCCUCCUUUUCUGUCUGCGUAGCAUUUCAAGUUGACAUGUGAACGUAACCAUUUGAUCUAAGGCCUGCCAGUUGUUUUAGUCUUACUCACACCUAACUACUCUUUCAUGUUAAUCACAUACAUGAACACUAGCAUUUGUUUCUUGAAGAUACUAACAAGCACAGGCCUUAAUCUGAAAGUCUAAUGAAAAAUAUUUUUACUCAUCAUCUGGAAGUCUCUAACCUUCACUUAAAACUUGCAUCUGCUUAUGUUUUUGCACACAUUGUGAAUUUAUAUUGAUAUAUUAAAUGACUAAGAAAUAGAACAAUUUAGGGUUUUAAAAAAGGUGUGAAAAGAAGUGUGACUUUUCUAAAUACUCUGUAACAAAGGACUAAAACAUGCUUUGUAAUGCUUUGUCAGUUGUCACACAAUUUGCUUGAAAAUUGUUGAACAGUACAGCUUUCUAUUCUAAAUAAGUCAAAAUAAUUAAGUUAUGACUCAGUCUAGAAAUAACACGGUGUACUUAUAACAACUAUCAGUCCUUAAAAUGUGAAGUGUUCAUGGAACUGAGCUGCUUUUAAUUUGAGGUCGUUUUAACAGUUCAUGUUUUAUUCACGUUUCCAUAACUACUUCAGCCCACUUAGACACUCAACCACAUAUCUUUUUUUAUACAGACUGGCAUCUCAGAGAUUUUACUUUUGGGAUAAAAUAUACCGUUACUUCCAGAUUAGAAGGCGACUACGUUUAUCAUAUGUGCAAUCACCUUCAUCACUUUUCCCUUUAUGACAAUCACAUGUGUGUUACUUCCUUUUGCCUCAUCAUUGCUGUUAUUGUCGAUCUACAUUUUGUAUCUAUGUGUAUUUAUCAAUGGCAACGUUAUGUUUUUCACGGAUGAUCUUUAAGAUUUGGGUUCAGAUAUGGUACUUAUGUGUAGCUAUGCUACUGUUUUUGUACAUGUAUUUGCUUUUGUAUCUGGCUAAGUGCACAUUAAUCAGCUUUUGUGGCAAUUCACUGCAUUCAUGCUGACUAAACUUUGUGUUUUAUAUGUUUUUUAAAAACUUUAAAAUUGAUUUGUUAUAAACAAAUUUGCUUGUUGCAUACUAAGUGUACUUAAAGUACUUUUGGGCAGGUGUCCCUGAUAUGAAAAAGGUGAUGUUGUGGAAAACCCCUCUGGACUGUAUCGAUGUCUUGAAGACCAUGUGGAGACACAUCAGCACUUGUAUAAUGGUUCAGGAGAAUCAUCCACAGCAGCAUGAGUACAACUGGGGAUGUAAAGAAGUAAACAAUGAUUAUGUCUUGUGAAGUAAAUGUCAAUUGUAAUAUUUGGGUUUAAAACUCAUACAUGCUAUUUGUAAAGGCACUUGUGUGAAAUGACCUUUUUACAUGUAAUUUCAUGAAAUGAGUGCAUGUGUUCUUUGUUUUUUUAACGGGCUCACUGUCUAUAGACGAAGGAGCGUAGUUAUAAUUUUAUAGUGCAUUGCAGUGCAUGAAGAAGUUGCUUAAGUGCAUUUUAUUAAAUGCUGUAUGAAAAAUGUUGAUUUUUAAAUGUUGUGGCUUUAAAAUAUUAACUCUGAGCAGUUCCACCAUGACAUGAUAAAUGGAUGAUAUUUUUUCCAGCUUUUUGGAUAGCAUAUCCUACGGUUAAAGUUUUUUACAUGUUAAUAUUGGUUUUCUUUCUGCAAUGUAAAAUGUAUUUCUUCAACCAUUUAAAUUCAAACAAAAGUCAUGUUUUGCGCAACUUUAUCAUAGCCCUACAUUUUCUACCUCACACCGAUUUAAGAUAUAAAACAAAUGUAUUAAUGACUGAGCUCCUGUAUCAGCAUUCCAGUCUCGGAGGUGGCUUCUCUGAAGCCAAACAUAAGAAAGAAAUAAACAGUUAUUCAUGAGAAAUAA
Sphaeramia orbicularis (orbiculate cardinalfish) is the source of this 4267-nucleotide messenger RNA. RefSeq names its product nuclear receptor subfamily 2, group C, member 2 (gene nr2c2). NCBI's taxonomy places the organism in Eukaryota, Metazoa, Chordata, Actinopteri, Kurtiformes, Apogonidae. The record is from RefSeq and is a predicted model, not a curated record. The transcript is spliced from 15 exons. Bases 200 to 2083 code for a protein of 627 amino acids. Gene Ontology annotation, biological process: regulation of DNA-templated transcription. Gene Ontology annotation, molecular function: zinc ion binding; DNA-binding transcription factor activity; sequence-specific DNA binding.